Molecule: messenger RNA, 2255 nt
Organism: Coregonus sp. 'balchen'
Lineage: Eukaryota; Metazoa; Chordata; Actinopteri; Salmoniformes; Salmonidae
Source: the annotation of a GenBank genome assembly
AGUGAGUUUACCUGGUGGUGCCAUACACUUACAGUUAAUCCAUAAACCCCUGGCACAUCUCUCUAUACAGAGGCCAAAGUACAGCAGGGUGGUGGAGCAGAAUAAAAUGUAGCCAAGUCGAGGUAUAAUGGUUGGUUGGUUGCAGUGUUGUUCAGUUACAGGCUGUGUUGUGGUUGUCGGGAUUUACAUGGCAUCGCUCGGAGGAACUCACCCCAGAGUGUUGGCCCAGAGGAGGGAGAAGAUCACCGCUCUGCCCCUCUACCACUCUGGACACCUUCGGGUGAAGACCACAGGAACAAAGGUAAUUCAGAGAGAGGGAGAGAGAGAGGUUGUUUGUGUGUGUGUGUGUGUGUGUGUGUGUGUGUGUGUGUGUGUGUGUGUGUGGUGUGUGUCAGGACAGGGAUAAUAUGUUGUCGUGUUCACGUAUUCACAUCUCCCAGGUAUUUGCAGGGUAUUUUGGAGAGCUUCGGGGAUCCACCAUUUUUCUCUACACAGAUGAGCAGAUUGACACAGUAAGAAUCCUUAGACAGAGCCUUUACACUACAUAGUCUUAUCUGUUGACUGGAAAUGAUCUUGCUUUGUCUAGCUAUAGCCUUUGCCCUAUGGUCAAUAUUAUAACAGAAAAGUUAUCUGCUUUAAAUAUCUCCACUUCUUUUCUCUCCUCCCUCCCUCCCUCCCCUCCCCUCCCUCCCUCCCCUCCCUCCACUUCCAAUCUCUCCCCUUGCUCCCUCUCUCUCUCUAGUACUGUCAUAGGUUGAAGCUACAGGGGCUAACAGGGAUGGAGUUGGACCCGUCUAGUUCUAGACGGGGCCCGUGUACCUACAUCCUCUCCCUCCCCGACCAGACAAUCAGUUUACAGGUAAGUAUUUUCUUGUUCCAUUUGACCCCUAACAGAUGGAAAUACAGUAUGAAUGGAUCACUACUCCCUCUCUCUCUCCCUCCCCCUCUCCCUCUCCUCUCUCAUUCUCUGUGUUAUAAUUAUCAUUAUUAGGUGGACAGUCCAGACACAGGUGAGAAGUGGAGAGGCUUCAUUAUGACUGUGGCUACGGUUCGUACUUACACACACACACACACACACACACACACACACACACACACACACACACACACACACACACACACACACACCUCAUGUUUACCAGUGAGGAUGAUACUGUAUGUGAAGUUCACAUCCCCCUCCCAGCUGCAAAUUCCCUCCCAGCUACAACUGCUUCCGGGUCAGACGUUACAGCUACAGGAAGUCCUGGAUCAGGAGCGCCAGAGGGCCAGCCUUCCCAUAACACAAUCCCCCUCAGACCACACCCCGAGACCCCGUUUACACAUGACUCAUGGCAACUCGGAACCUCCUGUGCCACCGUGAGUGAGACACCUUAGCUGUGAUUCACGUCCACAGUGCAGAUAAAGGAAAAGGAGACGAGAAGAGGAAGCCGCUUCAGACUAUUAAGAUAUUUGUUGUUUCUCUUCCUCCAGAGGUUUCCACAAGGUGACACGUCAGGAGGCGGAGCGAAUGUUGAUUGACAGCCCAGAAUACGGGGAAGUCAUCCUGCGCCCAGCAGCAAAGAGCAACAGCUAUGCCCUCACUGUCAGGCACAAAGGCUCCAGGUUAGUACACAUACACACCACUUGCACACACGCACGCACACACACACACACACACACACACACACACACACACAAGCUGUCAGCAUGUGUUGUUGUCCUUCUCUUGUUUCAGUGGUGGGAUGGUUCUAAGGCACUACAAAGUAAGACCCAGAGAUUCUGGCUUUGUCAUCGACCUGAAGAACACACCAGUUAGUACUUAUAACAUUUCUCACAUACAAGAUGAGAUAAUCUUACACAUUGCUAAGAUUACAUUUAGGAUUUUCAGAUAUGGUUUCUCCACACGUGGAGUCUUGUGAGUUUCCAGGGGUGCAAGGUGGCAGGGUUGUAGUUUCUAUGAGCAGUAUGAAUAGAGAUAAAUGAUGACUUCCUGUUUCCCUGGUCAGGUGUCCGGCUCCAGUCUCCAUGACGUCCUACUUCUCUUCCUGUCCCAGACCAGGCAGUACCUGCGACCUCACAUCCGACCCCCAACCCCUGACACAGAUACCUAUGACACAUCGAUAGCAUAGUCACAAGAGACUAGGUAGUUAAAACAUUUAUCACACCGUACAUCUAUAAACACACCAUUUUGGAGUGUCUUUCAUCAUUUCAUCAUUUCUCUGCUGUUUGUUGGAUUCUAUCUUGAAAUAUACUUAUUCAUAUUACCAUAUUAGAAC